Molecule: messenger RNA, 3166 nt
Organism: Lynx canadensis (Canada lynx)
Lineage: Eukaryota; Metazoa; Chordata; Mammalia; Carnivora; Felidae
Gene: DAB1
Product: DAB adaptor protein 1
Exons: 17
Coding region: 199-1965 (588 amino acids)
Biological process (GO): ventral spinal cord development; lateral motor column neuron migration
Source: RefSeq, a predicted model, not a curated record
AGCUUCUACAAGAGCCAGGACAGCUGUCUCCAGGAGCUGAGCUUUGUAACAUGACCACAUGGCACGCGGAAGGAGUGAAUGAAAUGUGCGGCUCGGGGCAUUGUUUCUGAAGGGAGGAGUCGUUCUCUUGGAGAGGAAUCCUCCAUGAGCCUGGCCGAGGCCCGGGAUCUGUGUGAAGUGGACUAAGGAUUUAGUAGGAUGUCAACUGAGACAGAACUUCAAGUAGCUGUGAAAACCAGCGCCAAGAAAGACUCCAGAAAGAAAGGUCAGGAUCGCAGUGAAGCCACUUUGAUAAAGAGGUUUAAAGGUGAAGGGGUCCGGUACAAGGCCAAACUGAUCGGGAUUGAUGAGGUUUCUGCAGCUCGGGGAGACAAGUUAUGUCAAGAUUCCAUGAUGAAACUCAAGGGCGUUGUUGCUGGCGCACGUUCCAAAGGAGAACACAAACAGAAAAUCUUUUUAACCAUCUCCUUUGGAGGUAUCAAAAUCUUUGAUGAGAAGACAGGGGCCCUUCAGCAUCAUCAUGCUGUUCAUGAAAUUUCCUACAUUGCAAAGGACAUCACAGACCACCGGGCCUUUGGAUACGUUUGUGGGAAGGAAGGGAAUCACAGAUUUGUCGCCAUAAAAACAGCCCAGGCGGCUGAACCUGUUAUUCUGGACUUGAGAGAUCUCUUUCAACUGAUUUACGAAUUGAAGCAACGAGAAGAAUUGGAAAAAAAGGCACAAAAGGAUAAGCAGUGUGAACAAGCUGUGUAUCAGACAAUUUUGGAAGAGGAUGUUGAAGAUCCUGUAUACCAGUACAUUGUGUUUGAGGCUGGACACGAGCCAAUCCGUGAUCCCGAAACGGAAGAAAACAUUUAUCAGGUUCCCACCAGCCAAAAGAAGGAAGGUGUUUAUGAUGUGCCAAAAAGUCAACCUGUAAGUAACGGCCAUCCAUUCGAGGAUUUUGAAGAACGGUUUGCUGCGGCCACCCCGAACAGAAACCUGCCGACCGACUUUGAUGAGAUUUUAGAGGCAACAAAGGCUGUGACCCAACUAGAACUUUUUGGGGACAUGUCCACCCCUCCUGAUAUAACCUCUCCCCCUACUCCUGCAACUCCAGGUGAUGCCUUUAUCCCGUCUUCAUCUCAGACACUCCCGGCGAGUGCAGACAUGUUUAGUUCUGUACCUUUCGGCACUGCUGCUGUACCCUCAGGUUAUGUUGCAAUGGGCGCUGUCCUCCCAUCCUUCUGGGGCCAGCAGCCCCUCGUCCAACAGCAGAUCGCCAUGGGUGCUCAGCCACCAGUCGCUCAGGUGAUGCCGGGGGCUCAGCCCAUCGCAUGGGGCCAGCCGGGUCUCUUCCCUGCCACUCAGCAGCCCUGGCCAGCUGUGGCCGGGCAGUUUCCGCCAGCCGCCUUCAUGCCCGCACAAACUGUUAUGCCUUUGCCAGCCGCCAUGUUCCAAGGUCCCCUCACCCCGCUUGCGACCGUCCCAACCACGGGUGACUCCACCAGGUCAAGUCCACAGACCGAGAAGCCCAGGCAGAAAAUGGGGAAAGAGAUGUUUAAGGAUUUCCAGAUGGCCCAGCCUCCACCCGUGCCCUCCCGCAAACCCGACCAACCCUCCCUCACCUGUACCUCAGAGGCCUUCUCCAGUUACUUCAACAAAGUCGGGGUGGCACAGGAUACAGAUGACUGUGACGACUUUGACAUCUCCCAGUUGAAUUUGACCCCCGUGACUUCUACCACGCCAUCAACCAACUCACCUCCAACCCCAGCCCCUAGACAGAGCUCUCCGUCCAAAUCAUCUGCAUCCCACGCCAGCGAUCCUACCACAGACGACAUCUUCGAGGAGGGCUUUGAGAGUCCCAGCAAAAGCGAAGAGCAAGAAGCUCCUGAUGGAUCACAGGCCUCAUCCAACAGUGAUCCAUUUGGGGAGCCCAGUGGGGAGCCCAGUGGUGAUAAUAUAAGUCCACAGGCCAGUAGCUAGAUAGCACAGGUCUGGGAGCUGGAGCCUCUCUAUGCGCAGAUCAACAGACCUAAGAAAUAGCAUCGAUGUGGGCUCAUGGCAGGUGCUUCAAGACUGGCAUGGAAAUCGGCAUCGUGACAGGCUCUCUUGUAUUCUUUCACCUCACCUCAUCCCAUGAAGAAAUUCAUGACUGCCCAACAGAACUCAUUUGGAAGAGGGAACUAGGAAUUCAUGGCAACAAUGGCAGAUAACUAUGGCAGCACAAGAGAAAAAAAGACACAAAAGUAUAAAAAAUCAUACCCAACAUUAAAUCACAAGUCAAGCCAAUGCUUACCUGACAAAUAUUCUGAGCUCUCUCAGCAUGGGUUUAAGAUGACCCAGUACGCAAAAUCAUAAUUCUCUUUUUAUUUCUCAACCUGUUGGCCACUGUAAAGACAUCAAAUGUGGAGUUACAGGCCUCAGAGAGUGACAGCAGCGUUGGCACUGACUUCUUUUAGACAUGAGCAAGAUGUCCUCGUGACAACAGUAUCGUCAUCCCUUUGCCUUUUAACGUAUGAUGAUGUAUUUUCAUCACUCCACAGGGCCUGGUCUGCCAUUCUGUCCCCUUUCCUUUGUCAUGUUUAAAAAUUAAUGGGUGUAAAGAUUUUUGUAUCGCUUUUGACUUUUUUUAGAUAUGGGUGAGGAAAUCUAACUGGAAAAGAAAAGCCUCAUAUGAAAGGAAUUCACUUGAAAAUCACAAGACAGAUAAGUGGUUGAUUAUGAUCAAGAAUGUUGCCAAAACACCCCUUUAGCUCUUCUGCACUCUGGUGAAGACAGACAGCUUUCGGUUCGAAUCUUCAUUCUGCGAGUAGGAAAGGACAUCGGAAUCCCAUUGAUGAGAAAGACGAAAAAAUGCAUCUGGUUUUCUAAGAAGCUCUAAACUCUUAAGUACAAUAAAAUGAUAUUUUUUAUUUUUCCGAUAUCUUGCUGCUGUGAUGCUAUGCAGACAAGUGUCUUCUCCACGUGCCAUUUUCAAAGAAAAGUCAUUUGCCAAAUAAUUCUGGUACAAUCCUGGUUAUGCGGUUUUGGAUCUUAAAACCGACUUUCUAAUGGAACAAUGGUGACACGAAUAUUCGGAAUAACAAACUGAUUCCAGGAUCACAACUGUUCAUCGCUAUCUCUUUUUGUACAUCAGAAAAUUCAAAUGGGAUUUUUAUUUUAUAACUUGAAAAAAAAAAAACCU